AUGAUCUUUUUAUCAUUUUAUUUUUUACAAACACAGGGGUUCACAGGCAUUUCACUGGAGAGAGUCAUGCAUGGUGGAGCGAAUGUCACUGGAUUUCAGAUUGUGAAUAAUGAGAAUCCACUUGUCCAGCAGUUUUUACAGCGAUGGGUACGUCUGGAUGAACGAGAGUUCCCUGAAGCAAGGAAUUCACCAUUAAAGUAUACAUCUGCACUGACCCAUGAUGCAGUCCUGGUAAUUGCAGAAGCAUUUCGAUACUUAAGAAGGCAACGAGUGGAUGUCUCAAGAAGAGGAAGUGCUGGUGACUGCCUGGCAAAUCCUGCUGUGCCAUGGAGCCAAGGGAUAGAUAUUGAACGGGCUCUGAAAAUGGUUCAAGUUCAAGGAAUGACUGGGAAUAUCCAAUUUGAUACAUAUGGAAGAAGAACCAACUACACAAUUGAUGUAUAUGAGAUGACCGCUACUAAACCUCGCAAAGUUGGACAUUGGAAUGAAUAUGAACGUUUUGUUCCUGCUCCUGACCAGCAGCCCACAAAUGACUCUUCUUCUGUGGAAAACAAGACUAUUGUAGUUACAACAAUUUUGGAAAAUCCAUAUGUAAUGAAAAAGAAAAACUAUGAGCAGCUGGAUGGCAAUGACAAGUAUGAAGGGUACUGUGUGGACUUAGCUAGUGAAAUUGCAAAGCAUGUUGGGAUAAAAUACAAACUAUCCAUUGUUGAGGAUGGCAAGUAUGGUGCCCGUGACCCUGAAACUAAAAUUUGGAAUGGAAUGGUGGGUGAACUUGUGUAUGGGAGAGCAGACAUAGCUGUUGCCCCUCUCACCAUUACUCUGGUACGGGAAGAAGUGAUUGAUUUUUCAAAACCAUUUAUGAGCCUUGGCAUCUCCAUCAUGAUUAAGAAGCCUCAAAAAUCAAAACCAGGAGUGUUUUCCUUCCUGGACCCCUUGGCCUAUGAAAUAUGGAUGUGUAUAGUUUUUGCAUAUAUUGGAGUCAGUGUAGUUCUUUUCCUUGUGAGCAGAUUCAGCCCUUAUGAAUGGCACUUGGAGGACACCGAUGAAGCUCGUGACCCUCAGAAUCCUCCUGACCCACCAAAUGAAUUUGGGAUAUUUAACAGCCUUUGGUUUUCCCUGGGUGCCUUUAUGCAGCAAGGAUGCGAUAUUUCUCCAAGAUCCCUCUCUGGGCGAAUAGUUGGAGGAGUGUGGUGGUUCUUCACUUUAAUCAUAAUCUCCUCCUAUACUGCCAAUUUAGCUGCUUUCCUUACAGUGGAAAGAAUGGUGUCUCCUAUAGAGAGUGCAGAGGAUUUGGCUAAACAAACAGAAAUAGCUUAUGGCACAUUGGAUUCAGGCUCUACCAAAGAAUUUUUCAGGCGUUCUAAAAUAGCAGUCUAUGAGAAAAUGUGGUCUUAUAUGAAGUCUGCAGAACCAUCUGUGUUUACUAAAACCACAGACGAUGGUGUGGCUCGUGUUCGGAAGUCUAAAGGAAAGUUUGCCUUCUUGCUGGAAUCCACGAUGAAUGAAUACAUUGAGCAAAGAAAGCCAUGUGACACCAUGAAAGUUGGAGGAAACCUCGACUCCAAAGGCUACGGAGUGGCAACACCAAAAGGCUCAGCAUUAAGAACUCCCGUAAACCUUGCAGUAUUGAAACUCAGUGAACAAGGCAUCUUAGACAAGCUGAAAAACAAAUGGUGGUACGAUAAGGGUGAAUGUGGAGCCAAGGACUCCGGAAGUAAGGACAAGACAAGUGCCCUGAGCCUCAGUAAUGUUGCGGGGGUAUUCUAUAUUCUUGUUGGAGGUCUUGGACUUGCCAUGAUGGUGGCUUUGAUAGAAUUCUGCUACAAAUCACGAGCAGAAUCAAAAAGAAUGAAAUUGACAAAGAACGCACAAAACUUUAAACCUCCUCCUGCAACCAGCACCCAGAAUUACGCUACUUACAGAGAAGGUUACAAUGUCUAUGGAACGGAAAGUGUUAAAAUUUAA
Messenger RNA from Staurois parvus, 1968 nucleotides. NCBI's taxonomy places the organism in Eukaryota, Metazoa, Chordata, Amphibia, Anura, Ranidae. The record is from the annotation of a GenBank genome assembly.